CAUUAAAUAUCUUUAUAUAGAUACUGGUCUGGAAGUGGGAGCUGAGCUGGGCUGUUCGUGUCGUAUCUCAGGCCCAACAGCAACAAACCCCCUUAAGGAGGGAGCGGUUAAUGGUUAUGAACUUAUGUGGGUGGAAGCUAUACUACACGAACAUAGUUUACAGAAGUAGUAGUAACUAGUCAGUAGCAAUGGCUAUGAGGAAAUUGCUUCUGUUGUUGAAACCGUUCGACAUUUACCCAGUUUGGCAAACUGAAGGGCUUUCUCGCCUCACUAAUCCCCAGGAAUUGCAGGUAUUGCGUUACUUGGAAAACAGGCUUAAAGUGCACAAGGAUGCCAUAAACUUUUGCCAGGAUGUCUUACGGAAUAAGCCUGUUGAGUGGAAGCCUAUAUUUCGUAACGAAUUAUCAUACCCCAUUCGGAAUGUGGAUUUGGUUAUUACUAUUGGAGGUGAUGGCACUCUUUUACAGUCCAGCCAUUUCAUUGAUGAUUCUAUUCCAGUUCUAGGAGUAAAUUCUGACCCCACACAAGUUGAAGAGGUGGAAGAGUGCAGCAAUGAGUUUGAUGCUACUAGAAGCACAGGUUACCUUUGCGCGACAACCACCAACAAUUUUGAACAGGUUCUUGAUAGCAUCAUCGAUGGUCGAAGAGCUCCUUCUCAGUUGUCAAGGAUGUUAAUACGUGUAAACUCACAACAUCUAUCUUCAUAUGCCCUUAAUGACAUAUUAAUUGCACAUCCAUGUCCUGCAUCAGUGUCUCGGUUCUCCUUCAAAGUUAAAGGAAACAGCCAAUCAUUUUCCCCUAUGGUGCACUGUCGAUCAAGUGGUCUUAGAGUUUCAACAGCUGCUGGAUCAACAGCUGCAAUGCUCUCAGCAGGUGGAUUUCCUAUGCCUAUUCUAUCACAUGAUCUGCAAUAUAGGGUGAGAGAACCCAUUUCCCUUGGGGAAAUCUCAGGUUCAAUGCAUGGACUAGUAAACUCAGAUCAAUCCAUGGAUUUGAAGUGGUUUUGUAAAGAGGGCAUGAUAUACAUUGACGGCUCUCAUGUUUCCUACUCUAUUACAAAUGGGGAUACCAUCGAAUUAUCUUCCAAGGCCCCAUCACUGAAGGUCUUCUUGCCCCACCAUUUGUCACUUCAGACAACCGCCCAGAACACUGAGGCGUGAGGUUUUCUGUAUGCCCUUGACUUGGAAAUUUUGUACAUGCGAGCAGCGUAUGUCAAUAUAAUGAGAAUGUUUUUCCAGAUUUUGGUACUUGUACAAAGUAUCUUUUAUUGCAUAGAGAAAAUGCAAGAAUUUGAUACUUGACCUCUAAAAUAAUUGUCUUAGCCAUGUAAAGAAUUUGGAAAGAAAACUUACUGAAAAGCGAAACAAACUAAAAUUGCUAUUCUUUAUGACACGUUAGGUGGGUAGUAGUGAUAAAACUCCAAAAAUUUCAUAUAAAUUGAAUCUAUCCUCUUAUA
Messenger RNA from Cannabis sativa, 1456 nucleotides. Its product is annotated as NADH kinase. The transcript has 5 exons. The coding region runs from base 189 to 1160 and encodes 323 amino acids. Gene Ontology annotation, biological process: NAD+ metabolic process; NADP+ biosynthetic process. The record is from RefSeq and is a predicted model, not a curated record. Gene Ontology annotation, molecular function: NAD+ kinase activity. NCBI's taxonomy places the organism in Eukaryota, Viridiplantae, Streptophyta, Magnoliopsida, Rosales, Cannabaceae.